CCGACACGCCGGACGCAGGUCACACCCGGCCGAGAUAGUUAUAUAACGUUACAUAACUCGGGAAGAUCGACCCGUCGUAGGGUCAGUGAGUAGGCAUGGCGGAGAUGGCUGACAGGUCGAGUGGGUCAAGUUCGGUGGGUGAUGGACCCAGUGGAGUGAGAGAGAGCGACAUACUCAGCCCAGACCCAGACAUCUGGAGGGUCAGCCGCUUCAGGAUGGCCUUGCCUCAGGUUCUCGCCACGCUUGCUCAGAGUCUACUCCUGCUGGCUCUAGGCAUGAUGGUCUCCCUCCCUACCAUAGUCAUCGCCGCACUACGGAACUCCCCGGCGGCGUUGUCGAUGAAUGACAGCCAGGCCUCAUGGUUCGCUGGCAUCAUUCUAGCGUUCCAGCCAAUGGGAAGCGUGCUGAGCGGAGUGCUGAGUGAAGCAGCUGGUAGGAAGAAGUGCAUGAUGUUCGUAGCUAUUCCCCAACUAGCAGGCUGGCUGCUGAUGUACUUUGCUCAAGACUUGGCUGUCUUGUAUUUCGCUGGUCUGAUGAUGGGCUUCAGUAUAGGAUUCAUGGAGGCUCCUUGCCUCUCAUACGUGGGUGAGAUCACCCAACCACACCUGAGGGCCAACAUGUGUACACUGACCUCCAUGCAGGUGCCCAUAGGCUACCUGGUCAUGUACCUCCUAGGAACUCUGCUAGACUGGCGGAGCGCGUCUGCCUGUAGCGCAAUCAUGCCGGUGCUUACCGUAAUUGCCAUUUCUCAGGUACCGGAGUCGCCCCUGUGGCUGCUCAAGAAAGGGCGCGUGGUGGAAGCAGAGGCAGCCCUGUGUUGGCUGCGAGGAUGGGUGACUCCUUCGGAGGUUAGGAGAGAGUUCACUCACCUCCAGGCCUACUACGAGAAGUCUAGACUGGAGAACCCCAAGUGGACUCCGAAUACCCGGUCCCCACGCAAGGGGCAAAUCUACAUAGAGGUGCCCAAGAAUGGCAAUGGACCUCGGCUGGAGGAGUCCCGGCCACCCAGAGGGUCUCUGUCGUUCUGUGAGAAGCUGAAGGACCUCACACGGCCGGAGAUGAUGAGGCCGUUGAGACUCGUAGUCCUUUACUUCUUCUUCUACCACUGUGGAGCACUGACAGGGCUUAGGCCGUACAUGGUCAUCACUUUCAAACGGUUCGAACUCACUGUCGACCCCUACUGGCUCACUGUUGCCUCAGCGCUGUUGCAGAUCACCGGUGCCAUCAUCUGCAUGUUGACCAUCCACCGGGCGGGCAAGCGGCUGAUAUCCCUCAUCUCCAUGUUCAUGUGUGCCACCUCGGUGUUGUCACUGGGGGGCUACGCCCUCGCCGCUCGCAACGGCUUCCACCAGCCCCUCAUACCCCUCGGGCUGUUUGCAGCUCUCUUCUUCUUCACCAACAUCGGCAUCGCCGCCGUCCCUUGGGCACUUAUAUCCGAGGUGUUCCCUACGAGGGGUCGAGGUGUGGGUGGAGGCGUAUCUUCAGCCGCCUACUACAUCAUGUACUUCCUGGUGACCAAGACGUUCGUCAACAUAGAAGACCUCCUAGGGCUUCACGGAGUGUUCUUCCUUUACGGAGGUCUGGGAGUCACUGGACUCUUCUUCAUCUACUGUUGUCUUCCAGAGACGGAGGGGAAGAACUUGGAGGAGAUUGAAAAGUUCUUCCAGAGCAAGAAGACUGACAGAGUAGUUCCUAUUAAUUAGUGCAAUACGUGAAAAACAUUGUGUUUUGAAUGACACGACUAGCCAUGUACAUUUUCCUUAGUCCUGAGAUGUAUUUUAAAUUGUAGGCUAUGAUUUGGAUUAAUUUUAUGUAAGUUCAACGAUAUCUUUGCUUCAGAGGUGGAUUCAGAGGCAGAUUUUGUGGUGGGAAGUCGGUAAAUCCAAUGGGAUCCAGUGGUUCCUUCAGUAUUUUUUACUAAAAAAACUUAAUGUUGACAAGAUUCUACAUUGAAGUUGACUACAAUCAAUAGACCCUUAUUUUUGUAUGGUGUAUUUUGUCCGCCAUCGAUUUGAGAAGGGUUACCAUUUCUACUUUUGAAACAUCCUAUAGUUUUCUUACAAUUUUUGCUGUAAACAGUGUCAACGGCAAACUUUAUUGAGUUAAUAUUUUAUCACUUCAAGCAAAUAUGAAAACACAGUUUAAAAUAAACAUUUAAAGUGAUCUUCUACCUUGAUUCACACUGUUCAGGUACAUAGGAAAAAUGGCACGUUUUGGCUAGUUUUCUGACAUCGUCAGUCAUGACAUUCGGUAUUUAUUUCCAUUUUGUCAGCUUUAUUGUACUUUUUAGGUGUUUUACUCCAAAAACUUAAAUGUGGAUAGUUAAGAAUCCUAGUCACUUUUUAGCGGAUCAACCUUUUAUGGUGAAACUGAAAACACUUUUUUAUCAGCCUACUCUUCUUUAUAAUAGUUUCAAGCUUUGGUUUUAUACCUUUCAGUUGUUCUCUUUUCUGUCAAUCUAAAUUUAUAUUUUUAUUCAGCAUAUAAAAUCUAUUAUUAAAUAUAAAAAGUAUAAACUAAAAUAUUUUUUCAAUACUUUUCUGUUAUUUAAAGUUGUAUCUAAAAGUUAAAAGAUCUUAUGAUUAUGUUAAAAAUUAAUAACGUAAUAAUUAUGUUUAAAUUCUAGAUCAAGUUAAGCGAUUGAAACUUGGCGAACUACUUCAAUCGUUUCCUACUUUAUCAAAUGCGUUAUUUUGCAUGUUGAGACAGAUUUUAAUUUUAAGAAAAAAAGACCUUAAAAUGUCUUAAGUGUCUAUUUUUGCAAAUAAAAUGUAUAGUUAAAAUAAAAUGAAAACGAUUAUUCUCGUAAGACACUAUCAUUUGAGUAUUCAAUCCAAAUGUUAGGUAAUACAAAUUUUAAUAUAUUAAAUAUAUUUAUAUAUACAUUUUAGGUUAGGCGUUUCUUCUGUAAGGUAUUUCUGUUAAAUUGUUUUCUAGUGAAUGUUUUAUGUUUAAGUUGACCUUUCUAAUGUUUAGAAUGUUUUCUUCGUUUUUUAAAAGGGGUUACUACGCUCAAUGACCUUAGGUGUGUACAAAUAACUCCCUUUAGUGAAACAGUAUUAGCUUGACAAUUUUCAAGUUUUCUACAAUGUGUUCCACCCUUUAAGCACUGCCACCUGGCACACUAAAUACCUGAUCAAAAUGGUUUAUGAGUCAUGUCGAUUAUGGUUUAAUAUUUCUUCCCAUCUAGAAAUAGCAUAGUUUCUAAAUCCCAUAGGUCAUAUUUAUUUUGUGUGUAUACUUAUUUUAUGUGAGUAAAAAGACAGUAAGUUAUGUUAUCGAUCUUAAGUUCUAAAGUAGACAUUCUACUUUUUUUUAACCAUCCGCAGUGAAUUGUCAUCUCUGAGAGAAUGGUUUAACUAUACUCUCGUCAUUAGUUUUAUUAUUUGGUUACAAUAGCUAAUUUUCACGGGACAUUCUACGGUUUUCAAUCAGCUGUUCUUUCAUUGUUACAUAAUUAAAGAGUUUUCGGAAGCUCAAUUUUGAUAUGAGCGUUUUAGCUGACAACAGCUUUGACAUACUGUAAUAUGGAAUUUCUACAUCGCUAUAGUUUAUAAGUAAUCAAAGCCAAAACAAACUAUCAUGGUUACAUGAGUCAGCAAAAAUAAAUUUGUGUUGUUAAAGAUAUUUGUAAAAUAUCCUGUUCAUGUUGAUUUCGUUGUUGGUUAUUUUUACGUUAGAAAUAUUAUAUAAUAUUAUAACUUAUAAUUUUUUAACAUAGUUUUUUGUGUAUUUUAUGGAUUAUUCUGAUAACAGCAUUUUAUAAGACAAGCAAUAUAUGAUAGAAAUUUAAAUUAUAUUUAAAUUGUAUAAGAAUAAAUUGUACAUAAGACAACCGUAUUUACCCUUCAAACUGUGGUUUUAGAUCUAUAUGUUCGCAUCCUGGGGAUAACUAGCUAUUUCCCUUCUGUUCAGCUUGUAUGCACAACUGAUAUGUAAAGUUACUUCUCCUCUACAUACACUGUUACAAUUGGUUUGUUAUGGUUUACCUCUUGUCGUUAUCCAUCAGAGUUAAGGUGCUUUUCAUUUUAUAGGCUACCAUUUUACUGUUGAAUGCUUUAUGUAUGAUCUGUUAGCUGUAUAUUUGUCGAAUUGUUCUUAGUGUUAUGACAAUCGUUCCUUAGGUGUAAUCAUAUUUAAGCCAUGUUUUGUACAUUUUGUGUAUAUUUAUCGUAAACCUAUUAAAAUAUUAUGAAUUGAUUUUCUA
This is a messenger RNA of Macrosteles quadrilineatus (aster leafhopper), 4207 nucleotides long. Its product is annotated as facilitated trehalose transporter Tret1-like. Gene Ontology annotation, cellular component: membrane. The record is from RefSeq and is a predicted model, not a curated record. The coding region runs from base 96 to 1703 and encodes 535 amino acids. Gene Ontology annotation, molecular function: transmembrane transporter activity. Gene Ontology annotation, biological process: transmembrane transport. NCBI's taxonomy places the organism in Eukaryota, Metazoa, Arthropoda, Insecta, Hemiptera, Cicadellidae. The transcript has 9 exons.